Molecule: messenger RNA, 1911 nt
Organism: Thyridium curvatum
Lineage: Eukaryota; Fungi; Ascomycota; Sordariomycetes; Thyridiales; Thyridiaceae
Exons: 1
Coding region: 1-1911 (636 amino acids)
Biological process (GO): intracellular iron ion homeostasis; transmembrane transport
Cellular component (GO): vacuolar membrane; endosome
Molecular function (GO): siderophore-iron transmembrane transporter activity
Source: RefSeq, a predicted model, not a curated record
AUGGGCUCCUCAGGCGAGGAUCCGCCCCUUGUGAGCGACACACCGGCACACCACGUCUGGGCCACUCCCCAUCACACCACCACCGCCACUCCCGCCGAGGACGACGACAACAACGAGCGCAACCCGCUACUUGGGCCCCGACAACAUGGCGACGAUGCCGGGAACGGCGCCGCCGAUGGCGACGGCGGCAGCUGCCAUAGCCCCAAGAACCCUUACGCCGGGGCCGGCCUGCUCGGCGACAAGUCUCCCGGCGUAGCCCGCAUCGAGGCCAUCUCGGCCCAGCUUACCCAGCGCGAGCGCAUCGCCCUCUUCUUUGGCAUCUUCCUCGUCGGCUAUGCCUACGGCCUUGACUCUCAAGUCCGCUCUGCCUACCAGCCCUACGCCACCUCGAGCUACUCUCUGCACUCGUACCAGGCCACCAUCAACGUCCUGCGCGGCGUCGUGGCCGCCGCCUCCCAGCCCACCGCCGCCAAGGUCGCCGACGUCUUUGGCCGCCUCGAGGUCAUGGUCGUGGCCACGCUCCUGUACGUCCUGGGCACCGCCAUCGAGGCCUCGGCCACCUCGGUCGAGGCCUUCUGCGCCGGCGCCCUGCUGUACCAGGUCGGCUAUACCUGCGUCGUCCUGCUCGUCGAGGUCCUCAUCGCCGACAUCUCAUCGAUGCGCGCCCGCGUCUUCUUCAGCUACAUCCCCGCCGUCCCGUUCCUCAUCAAUACCUGGAUCAGCGGCAACAUCACGGCCGCCGUGCUGCGCUAUACGAGCUGGCGCUGGGGCAUCGGCAUGUGGUGCAUCAUCUACUCUGUCUCGUCCCUGCCCUUGCUCGUGACGCUCUAUUCGAUCGGCGAGCGGGCCCGCCGGUCGGGCGUGCUCGACGAGCACCGCAGCCCUCUCGAGAUGCUCGGCCUGCGCAAGCUGAGCAAGCAGCUCUUCCACCAGCUCGACAUCGUGGGCCUCUCCAUCGUGGUCGCCGCCUUCGCCCUCGUGCUCGCGCCCCUCACCAUCGCCGGCGGCGUCGACCUCGACCACUGGCGCAGCCCCUCCAUCGUCGUGCCGCUUGCCGUCGGCCUCGUCUGCGUGCCCGUCUUCGUGACCUGGGAGCGCCGGGGCGCGCGCUUCCCGCUCGUGCCCUUCCACCUGCUCAGGGACAGAGGGGUCUGGGGCGCGCUCGCCGUGCGCAGCCUGCUGAACUUGGCCUGGUACGUCCAGGGCAACUACCUCUACACAGUCCUCGUCGUCGCCUUUGACUUCCCCAUCGAGACGGCGACGCGCAUCGUCUCCUUCUUCUCCUUUUUCGGCGUCGCAUCGGGCGUCAUCGUGGGCAUGGUCAUCUACAAGACCCGCCGGCUCAAGAACAUCAUCGUCGGGGGCACCUGUCUCUUCAUGGUCUCCUUCCUCAUCCUGAUUCGGUACACGGGCGGCGCCGACUCGGCCUCGCGUGCCGGCAUGGUCGGGGGCCAGGUGCUCAUCGGCCUGGCCGGCGGCCUGUUCGCCUACCCGACGCAGGCCUCGAUCCAGGCCUCGGCCACGCGUGAGCACGUCGCCGUGCUGACGGGCCUGUACCUGUCCUUCUACAACAUCGGCAGCGCCCUGGGCACGUGCCUGUCGGGCGCCAUCUGGACGCAGACCCUGUACGGCCAGCUGCGCGACAACCUCGCCUUCCAGCCCAACGAGACGCUCGCGCGCGCCGUCUACGACAACCCCUUCGACGUCGUCCCUGGCUUCCCCGUCGGGACCGAGGUCAGGGCGGCCAUCAUCUCUUCGUACCAGAACGUGCAGCGGCUGCUGUGCGUCGCCGGGUUGUGUCUGUGCGUGCCCAUGAUUGGGUUCGCGCUGGUUCUGCGGAACCCGAGGCUGUCGGAGGAGGAGAUCCAGAGCUUUGAGCAGGAGGUUGAUGUCAUCCGCGAGUGUGCAUGA